GGUUAUGACAUGACGACAAAACAAAACGUGUAGUACACAAAAGCAAAUAAUUUUAUUAAAAUGGCACAAACAGUGCCGAAUAUUAAACGAAACGCUCCAAAUAUAUUAGUAACAGGAACUCCAGGAGUUGGAAAGUCGACAUUAUGUUCACAAUUGGCAGAAGUUACAGGAUUACAAUGGUUAGAAAUAUCAAAAAUAGCAAAAGAUUACAACUGCUUAGAAGAAUUUGAUGAAGUGUAUCAGUGUCCAGUUUUAGAUGAAGAUAAGUUACUUGAUGGACUGGAAGAAGUAAUGAGCAAAGGAGGGAACAUAGUAGACUACCACAGCUGUGAAUUUUUUCCAGAAAGAUGGUUUGAUGUAGUAUUUGUAUUAAGAGCAGACAACACAGUGCUUUAUGACAGGUUAAUCACAAGAGGCUACACAGGAAAAAAGUUAGAGGAUAAUGUGCAGUGUGAAAUUUUCCAAACUAUAUUGGAAGAGGCAAAAGCAUCAUAUAAAGAAGAAAUAGUGCAUGAAUUGUACAGUAGGACUACCGAAGAAUUGCAGGACAAUAUUAAUAGGAUUUGUGUUUGGUUACAAAUGUGGUUUAAAGAUAACACUAGUUAGUAAUGUGUACUUUGGGAUUCAAUUUUUUUAUUGAUCAUCACUGCCCACCAGAUAUAAGGGAUGUAAAUAUAUUUGUUAAAAUAAUAAAGAAGUCAAAACCA
This is a messenger RNA of Diabrotica balteata, 707 nucleotides long. Lineage: Eukaryota; Metazoa; Arthropoda; Insecta; Coleoptera; Chrysomelidae. The record is from the annotation of a GenBank genome assembly.